This is a messenger RNA of Xiphias gladius (swordfish), 1697 nucleotides long. RefSeq names its product visual system homeobox 2-like. The record is from RefSeq and is a predicted model, not a curated record. The transcript has 5 exons. NCBI's taxonomy places the organism in Eukaryota, Metazoa, Chordata, Actinopteri, Istiophoriformes, Xiphiidae. Gene Ontology annotation, cellular component: nucleus. Bases 1 to 1146 code for a protein of 381 amino acids. Gene Ontology annotation, molecular function: sequence-specific double-stranded DNA binding; DNA-binding transcription factor activity, RNA polymerase II-specific. Gene Ontology annotation, biological process: regulation of transcription by RNA polymerase II.
AUGACAGGGAAGGAGGGAGUUGCGCUUUCAGACACCGAGAAUAAACAGAAAUCAACUUCCGAAACCAGCGCGAACCACGGGGGAUCCCAGCAGGUGCCUCCCGCCUGGAAGAUGGCCCCCGCGGUGCACCGGCGCACCGGCUUUGGGAUCCAGGAGCUGCUCGGCCUCAACAAGGAGCCGCCGGCGGCCCCGCGGCGGCCGCUGGAGGCUCUGCCGCACAGGGCGCACGUCCUGGCCGCUAGGUCGGCCCUCGGCCACGCCGGGCUCGGGGUCGGUAUGGGCUUGCUGGGACCGGAGGGCAUGCACCCGUUCUACAGCCAGCCCGCCUUUCUGGAGGUGCUGUCGGAGGCGCAAAAUGUGCACCUGCAGCCGCUGCACAGAGCGGCGCACAUGGAGGCGCAGAUGGACGCACAGCACUCCGCCAGCUCCGAUUCCGAUGAUAUGAGCUUCUCCUCCGGUGAUCAGAAAUUCUCAAAAUCAUCCCUGAGCCAGAGCAAGAAAAGAAAGAAACGACGACACAGAACCAUUUUCACUUCCUAUCAGCUGGAGGAGCUGGAGAAAGCGUUUAAUGACGCUCACUAUCCCGACGUGUACGCCCGGGAGAUGCUCUCCAUGAAGACCGAGCUCCCCGAGGACAGAAUACAGGUGUGGUUUCAGAACCGCAGGGCCAAGUGGAGGAAAAGGGAGAAGUGCUGGGGUCGCAGCAGCGUGAUGGCAGAGUACGGCCUGUACGGGGCCAUGGUCCGGCACUCCAUCCCGCUGCCCGAGUCCAUCCUCAAGUCUGCCAAGGACGGCAUCACGGACUCGUACGCUCCGUGGCUACUGGGUAUGCACAAGAAGUCGGUGGAAACGUCACACGCUCCUCCUGGCACGCCGUGCCGUGCAACCCCAACACCCACACCGGAGAAACCGGCGGACAAAGUGAUGGAGGGGGAGGCGGAGCAACAGAGGAAAGACACUAACUCCCCGAUCUCCAAAGAGGAGCUGAGGGAGAACAGUAUCGCCGCACUGCGAGCGAGGGCGCAGGAGCACAGCGCCAAGAUGCUCGGGACAGCCUCAAACAGAACGGGCGGCCACGGAACACAGAAAGGGGAAGCUGGCGAUCGGGUGGCGGAGCCAGAAACAGCAGAGGAGAAGAGUAACUGAAAAGGAGGGGCCGCAGGAAACAGACUGAUGGCAAAAUAUCUGCAGAGCGGAGUUUGCAAACGCUUCUCAGUGGCAGAGGUCUGGCUUUAUUGGCCGAGUUGAACCUCGGCAGGGGGGGAAAAAAAAACAAAAACGCCUGAACCUGUUCAAAUGCUGUGAUCGUAAAUACUUUCUUCGCUCAAGUUUACCUGUCAGGGAACUGGGGAUUCGCUAAAAGGUUAUUUGGCUCCGUUGAACUCUGUUUAACCACAGAUCAGUUCGUCCUCGAUAGAUCAGUUCUUUCUCAAUAAAAAUGUUGCCACAGCCAACCAGUACUGCACAACGGUUUCAUGUCCCUGUAGGGGACAUGAAGGAGGCUCAAGAACUGGAAUGUUUUUACCUUUUUUAGGCACAAUGUUCUGACAUGGAGCUGCGUCAAAAUAUAUUUCUCAAACAUAUUGCUAACCUUGCAGCUCCGUGACACGGCAGCUGGCAUUUGGCUUGCGUGGAAGCCCUCCUGUCGGCGGGCAAGUCGAGCAGCGCACCGUCUCUGCACCUGCUCCAGAGGUGUU